AUGGUCAAAGGACUUUGGCUUAAUAGAGAGGAAACUAUGAGCUUGACAAUGAAAGGCCAUUUAGAUAUGGUAGUUUGUAAAGACUUGGAGGAGGGAGGAAGAUGGCAUCUUUGGAAGAGCCAUGACAGACCAUGCUUUUUCAAUAAAGCACAAUUAAGCUCUUCUAUUGAUGUCUAUCACCAACACUCACCGCCAAGCUUUGGCCAACACAGUAAACGCGAAUCAAAUUGGCUAUCUACUAACACACGACUCAACUUAUUCCGUGUGGGGAGUGAUGGCAAGACAAAUAAGGAGGACUACCUAACGACAGAGUGUGAGGUGCGAAAGGAAAAGCCUAAACAAAAUAGACAAAGAAAACCAAGUAACAGAGAAAGAAAAGGCAAAGUGCAUAUAAAAUCUACAACAAGAGUUGCCAACAUAGGAUGGAUUACGGAGUCCAUGAUGGACACUAAAAAUGACAAGAGUAAGAGACCCAUUUCACCAGACAGGACAUUAGUCGUGGAGGGUAUUUUUGCACUAAGUUUGUCUCAUGAAGAAAAGAAUGAAAAAAUAGAGAGUAUGGUUGAUGAAUUUGAAAAAUCACAAGCAAAUCAGAAUAUGCUAUGCAUUGUUGACUCUAUGGUUAGCUAG
This is a messenger RNA of Dovyalis caffra, 630 nucleotides long. The record is from the annotation of a GenBank genome assembly. NCBI's taxonomy places the organism in Eukaryota, Viridiplantae, Streptophyta, Magnoliopsida, Malpighiales, Salicaceae.